CCACGCCCCGCGCCUAUCGCAGAAAGGGAAGCUGCGAAAUACACGGGCCUCGCGACUCGCGCGGGACGGGAGCCCUAGCCUCUUCCACCCCCUUUCCUCCUCCACCCCGCGCCUCCGCCGCACCAUGGACCCGAGCACGUACGCCGGAGCAGGCGCCGGCGGGAAGAUCCGGCGCCGCCCGCUGCCCCGCGCCGCCGCCACGCCCUACGACCGCCCCCCUGCCGCCGCCGCGGCGCACCGCCUCGCGGCCGCCGCGGCAGCGGCUUCCGCCUCCUCGGGGCCGGGCGGGGAGGGCGGCGGCGGGGGGUGGUUGUCCCGGCUCGUGGACCCCGCCUCCCGCCUCAUCGCGGGUGGCGCCGAGCGGCUCUUCUCCUCGAUGUUCCGCAAGCGCCUUGCCCCCGCGCCGGCCUCGGCUCCGCCGUUAUCAUCGUCUCCCGGUGAGCGAAGAAAUACUGAGCCAAAACAGGACUUACCUGAUUCAACAUAUGUUGAUUCAACUCCAGUCCUGGAGAGUGGAAUGGGGAAGGAGAAGAACCCAGCUGGCAUGUCAGAUGACAAAGCAUUGUCUGAAAUAGAGCACCUAUUAAUGCGGAAAACAUUCACUAGGGUUGAGUUCGACCGUCUUACAGACUUAUUGCGUGCAAGAACCAUAGAGUCUGAUUUGCCUACAUCUAUGGUUUCUUGUGAGGAGAAGAACAAAGAAAGUAUCGGAAUUGAUGGAACAGGAGGCUCCACAUCGCAUGGGAUGGCUGUAGAUUAUUCUCCGACUGUUAAAGUACCUAGUCAUGGUAAUUCCCCUGCAGAGCUCGCGAAACAAUAUAUGAGCUCCCGUUAUUCGAGAGAACCCCAAUCAAGUAGUUUGCGGAGCCGGUUGUUUCUUGAGAACAAAGGAGAAGCAAGCAACAUUGCCUAUGAUAGGAGAUCUGGACCACCAAUUGUUCAGGUGCCAAUUGAAUUUGGCAAUGAAAACCCUGGGCUUCCUGUGAAUGGCUAUGUGACCCCAGGAUUACGUGGGCGGUCAGCGAUAUAUAGAAUGUCCCGCUCUCCAUAUUUUAAGGGUCCGAGCUCUUCCAGUGAUGUGAACAUGUCAUCAUUAUCCCAACUAGCGCAAAGUUUGCAAGCUGGUGGCAAGCAGGUCUUAAAACGAAGAGGUGCAGACUUAGAGAAUGAACUUGGGUCUAUUGGUCCCGUUCGUAGAAUUCGGCAGAAGUCAAAUAUGAUGUCUCCUUUUAGAGACGCCCGUGCAAGUCCUCGGGGAAACCUUCUUACUAGCCGUUCAAGUGGUUCUGAUUUCACGGAAGUCAGCUCAUCCAUCCAGGAAUCUAAGUCAAAAAAACUAUUGCUUGGGACUGGUCAAUCUGUUCGACCCCUAGAGUCAUGUAAGAAUGGAGAUGGUAAAUCUAACGAUAACAUUCCACCCAUACCACCUCAAUCAAACAAGAUGGCUGAGAAGAUAUUUGAGCAGCUUAAUAUAAUAGUUCCGUCACCAAAAGAGAAGCAGUCUGGACAACAAGCUGUCACUAGUAAUGCCAGUCAUUCAAUGUCAAAGAAACCGGUUUUGCAAGAUAAUGGGCCAAGCAGUAUGUGUGACAUGACUGAUUCCCUGAAAUUUCAUGAUUUGGAUGGAGCCAAUGGACCCCUUGAUCCAGACUUGAAUGAUUCCCUGUUGAAGAAAGACAAGCUAAGGCUAAUAAAAGAUGGAUCAUCAAAAGCUGCUUCGCCUGAUAAAUCUACCAUUUUGAGGAAUUCAAUUUCUGCUACUACAUCACGGAAACCAGGCUUUAAAAUGGCUGUGUUCGAGGACUUACCCGAGUUGGAUGAUGAUCCGGAGGUCCUGAUUCCAUCCAAGAAUUCAUCAAGCAAGAUAGAGGUUGAGACAACUGAGCAGAAAUUUGAUUCAAAAAGAAAGGAGCAGAAAGUUGAACAAAAUAUAUCAGAGCAAAAGGUUGAAUCAAACUUUUUGAAGGAGAAUGUUGUUGGUUCUCUGGUUAGCGUACAGGCUAUAGCACCAGUGUCUAAAACUGUCUCUCCGUCGGGUUUGCUUUCAUCUAAUGAUCCUGGAAAGACGGAUGCUCCCCAUGCUUCUGCUGACAAAAACAUUAGUGUUGCAUUCUCACAUGUACCUCCUGGCACCCGACCUGGGACUGCUGUGUCAGCACUGCCAGUUUCUACAAUUAAAGAUGAUGAACAGGCUGGUGCUUUGACUUCUGUUUUUGGCCUCAAGCAGUCUACUACGUCAGAUUUGGAAACACCAACAGUUGCUGAUGUAAAAAAGAAAGAAGGACUUGCGCAGAGUGUCACCAAGCCCACAACAUUAGGCAGCACUAGUUCAGAGAGAAGUGAUAAAAGAGAAAGGGCAGAAGACCAAUCAUCUGACAAGGUGACCUCAGCUGCAUCAACUACACUGAAUGCAGCUCUCCAUUUUGCUUCUGCUGCGUCUACUUCACCAAGCCUGAGCAAUGGCUUCUUGUACUCAUCAUCACCAAAGCUCUCAACUGUCACAUGUACUGAUAAAUCCGUUGUCAGCUCAGCUCCAUCCACGACUAUCUUUGCUGUGUCCAAUAGCAAUCCAGCUAUUACAUCAUCUCCAGCAUUUCCAGCAUUAAAUUUUGCUUCCAGCGCUUCAGUUGGUUCAUCGAUGGUAGUAUCAGCAAAAUCAGAUAGCGAAAUUGCAGAGACAAAGCCAGCUAGCACCUUAUUGUUUGGUAUAGGGGCUACUACAGCAGAAGUUAAACCUACAGCCCCAGAUUCAUCUAGCAAGCCAUCAUCGAACCUUCUUACUUCGCCUAUUUCAUCAAACAUUGCAACCUUUUCAAGUUCUCCCAUCACGUCUGUGCCUACUUUCUCGAGCGUUUCAACCUUUUCAUCUUCUCCAGUUGCAGCUUCAAGUGAUGCUACUGGCUCAACUACUACUGCACCAUCUAGCACAUCUUCCACUGCACCUGGUGCUCAGUCUGCUUCAACUGCUUCAUUUACAGUUUCAAGUUCAGGAAACAGCAUUUUUGGGUUCAACUCCCCAGCCCAAUCUACUGGCCUCAGCACAUCUGUUGCUGGUGGUACCUCUCAAUCAUCUGCUGCAAGUGCUGUCUUUGGUAGUAAGACACUGCAGUCGGAGGGCACAAUAUCACAACCAUCCCGGAGCUCAGUAGCACAAUUUGGCUCGCCAUUCUCAAAUGUGAAGACUGGAGUUGAAGCUUCCUCAUCUGGAUCCGGGACCAUAUCUUUUGGAAUUGGAGCUUCCUCAGCUGGUUCAGGGGCCAUGUCUUUUGGUGUUGGAACUUCCUCAUUUGCACCUGGAACUGUGGCUUCUGGGACGACAGCGUCCUCAUCUGGACCUGGGAUUUUCUCUUUUGGAGCGGGAACUUCCUCAUCGGGAUCUGCGACUGCUCCCUUUGGAGUUGGAGCUGGAGCUGCCUCAUCUGGACCUGGGACUCUGUCUUUUGGAGCAGGAGCUGCCUCAUCUGGACCUGGGACUGUCUCUUUUGGAGCGACAACUUCCUCGUCUGGGUCCGGAUUUGGUAACUCGCCAUUUGGUACUGGAGCCACAUUUUCAAACCCAUUCAGCUCUAGCUCUGGUACUGCGUUCACAUUUUCGUCACCUAGCUCUUCUGCUGGCUCGUCAACAGUGGUCAGUACAAGUGUGUUCACCAGCACCUCCACAGCUUCAUCGGCCUCAGCUUUCAGCAGCCCUUUUGGUCCAAGUUCAUCCCCUCCCAGCACGUUCACAUUUGGGCAAUCAGCUUCUUCAGGCAGCAGUUUUGCAUUUGGAGCACAUUCAGCUCCAGCUUUCUCGUCUCAACCUCCUGUUUUUUCAUUUACCUCAGCUAGCACAAGCAUGAUCUCGGCUACUCCACAGCCUGCAUUUGCAAUGACAAAUAACAACACGUCUUUUGGCAUGGGCUCUACUGGAAAUGAUCAGAUGAAUGAUGACAGCAUGGCGGAUGACACUAACCAAGCAGCACCUGCACAGGCACCAAUAUUUGGUUCUUCACCAUUUGGACAGCAAGAUAGUUCACCCGCUGCCCCUGUAUUUGGUGCUCCAGCAAUCCAGCCUGGUGGAGUUUUUCAGUUCGGGGGCCAACAACAAGGCUCUGCACAGCAGAACCAGUCCCUCCCACCUGCUAGUAGUCUAGAGUUUCAGGGCGGGAAUUUCUCGUUGGGCAGCACCGGCGGCGGCGGCGACAAGUCUAACAGAAGAGUGAUCAAGGUCAAAAGGGGACCGAAGAAAAGAAGACAUUCGCGGCGUGAUCUGAGCCGAUUCUAUCGUCUUGUCGGACCGCCGAUGGGGAACACGUGCGUCGGCCCGAGCAUCACCAAGAACGGCUUCUUCCAGUCCGUCUCCACGGUGCUGUGGAAGACGCCGCAGGACGGCGACGCGCUGCCCGCCGCCGCCAAUGGUCCAGACGGCGGCAGCCCGGGCCGGUCGCCGUCGCCGGCGCUGCCGAAACCGCCGUCCGACGUGCCAGUUGCGGCGCAAAGGAAGGCCCCUGAGCCCGUCAAGAUCGCCGCCGACCAGGAGGAGGCGCCCAAGCCAGCCGAGCAGCACGCCAAGUCGGGCGGCGCCGGCGCCGGCGCCAACUCCGGCGAGGCGGCCAGGCCGCGGCCCAAGGUGCCGCAGGUGAAGCGCGUGUCCAGCGCCGGGCUGCUCGUCGGCUCGGUGCUCAAGCGCAAGACGGAGAACCUCAAGGACAAGUACAGCCUGGGGCGCCGCCUCGGGCAGGGGCAGUUCGGCACGACGUACCUCUGCGUGGAGCGGAGCACCGGUAAGGAGUUCGCGUGCAAGUCCAUCCUCAAGCGGAAGCUGGUCACCGACGACGACGUCGAGGACGUCCGCCGGGAGAUCCAGAUAAUGUACCACCUGGCCGGCCACCCCAACGUGAUCUCCAUCAGGGGCGCCUACGAGGACGCCGUGGCCGUGUACCUCGUCAUGGAGCUCUGCGCCGGCGGCGAGCUGUUCGACCGGAUCGUGCAGAAAGGGCACUACACCGAGAGGAAGGCCGCCGAGCUUGCCAGGGUCAUCGUCGGCGUCGUCGAGGUGUGCCACUCCAUGGGCGUCAUGCAUCGGGAUCUCAAGCCGGAGAACUUCCUCUUCGUUGACCAGGAGGAGGAGGCCGCUCUCAAGACUAUUGACUUUGGUCUCUCCAUGUUCUUUCGGCCUGGUCAAAUAUUCAAUGAUGUUGUCGGUAGCCCUUACUACGUCGCACCAGAGGUCCUGAAGAAGAAAUAUGGUCCCGAGGCAGAUGUCUGGAGUGCUGGUGUAAUCAUUUACAUCUUGCUGUGCGGUGUGCCACCAUUUUGGGCAGAGAAUGAGCAGGGUAUAUUUGAAGAGGUUUUGCAUGGGAAACUUGACUUUCAGUCAGAGCCGUGGCCUAGCAUCUCCGAAGGUGCCAAAGAUCUUGUAAGGAGAAUGCUUGUUAGGGACCCCAAGAAGAGAUUGACCGCUCAUGAAGUUCUACGGCAUCCAUGGGUGCAGGUUGGUGGUUUGGCUCCUGAUAAGCCGCUGGAUUCUGCUGUUUUGUCUCGUAUGAAACAAUUCUCUGCUAUGAAUAAGCUGAAAAAGAUGGCUCUUAGGGUCAUUGCCGAGAACUUAUCCGAGGACGAAAUCGCCGGCCUGAAAGAAAUGUUCAAGAUGAUAGACACAGAUAACAGUGGGCACAUCACCUUCGAAGAACUGAAGGUCGGCUUGAAAAAAGUUGGCGCCAAUCUCCAAGAAUCCGAGAUCCAGGCACUCAUGCAAGCCGCGGAUGUAGACAACAGCGGCACGAUAGAUUACGGCGAGUUCAUCGCUGCCACUCUGCAUCUGAACAAAGUCGAGAGGGAGGAUCACCUCUUCGCUGCGUUCCAAUACUUCGACAAGGAUGGCAGCGGAUACAUAACACCCGACGAACUGCAGCUUGCGUGCGAGGAGUUUGGUCUGGGAGACGUGCAGCUCGAGGAGAUGAUCAGAGAAGUAGACCAAGACAACGACGGUCGCAUCGAUUACAACGAGUUCGUCGCGAUGAUGCAGAAGCCCACGCUGGGGCUCCCCAAGAAGGCUGGUCUGCAGAAUAGUUUCAGCAUCGGCUUCAGAGAGGCAUUGAGGAUGUCAUAAACUAGACAGCGCUUGUUUGUGCUCCGGAGAGUUUUACUGCUCGUAGAUGGAGUGCCAGCUUGAGUACAUUUUCUGUAGAGACGGUGAUAACUGGUAAGGCGGUUGGUUUCAUAGGAUCGAAAUGGCUCGAGGCUGAAGUGGCGACGGCUCGAGAUGUGUACGUAGAGGCAGCCAUGGAAAUCAGCCACAGGUCUCUCCUGAAUAGGUUCAAUUGUUUGGUUAUGAGUGAGGUACAAACGGUUUUGUUUGAUCUUGUAUACACAUGUACCAUCUGAUCUGCCACAUUGUUGCUCGUCGUGAUUCUUGUCCGCCGAGCUCUGACGGACUCUGUCC
This is a messenger RNA of Phragmites australis (common reed), 6424 nucleotides long. RefSeq names its product nuclear pore complex protein NUP1-like. The coding region runs from base 125 to 6091 and encodes 1988 amino acids. Gene Ontology annotation, biological process: peptidyl-serine phosphorylation; protein autophosphorylation; intracellular signal transduction. Gene Ontology annotation, cellular component: nucleus; cytoplasm. The transcript is spliced from 17 exons. NCBI's taxonomy places the organism in Eukaryota, Viridiplantae, Streptophyta, Magnoliopsida, Poales, Poaceae. Gene Ontology annotation, molecular function: calcium ion binding; calmodulin binding; calcium-dependent protein serine/threonine kinase activity. The record is from RefSeq and is a predicted model, not a curated record.